Messenger RNA from Salmo salar (Atlantic salmon), 4934 nucleotides. RefSeq names its product ubiquitin-conjugating enzyme E2 Q2. The record is from RefSeq and is a predicted model, not a curated record. Lineage: Eukaryota; Metazoa; Chordata; Actinopteri; Salmoniformes; Salmonidae.
GGAUGCUGGGAUUCUGCAGGCUCGGGAAAACGCCAUCUUUAAACCCCAGAAGAAAACACAGUUGAGCGCCGGGGUUCAACGACACACCGUGCCUGCGUUGGGUUAGAAUUUUGCGGGCAUCAUCAUGAGCAGUUUGUUGACCAGCGAAACAAAUAAGCAACUAAUUGAAAGAACUGUUAAUACUCAACCAAGCCACAUUUUAUGGUCUUAGAAUUGUACUAUCAGAAGGCCGACAUCAACAACAAUACUAGCUAGACGGAAAGACAACGGACGAGUAAUCAAGGCGUUGUUAUUGAGCUAGCUAACUGUUUGCUUGUUUCCAUUGGUGCCUUGUUAGCUAGCUAGCUAACCUGCCUUGAAGGCGGUUUGACAUUCACAUUACGUUGUUUUAAAAGGCUUGAUUUGGGACUCGACUGCGUAGCUGCAGUUUUAGUCCCGAAUUCACUCCUCCCCAGCGGCCCAGCCGGAGAUGCGUGGAAGAUGUCGGUUUCGGGGCUGAAGGCCGAACUGAAGUUUCUGGAGUCCAUUUUUGAUCCAAACCACGAACGCUUCAGAAUUAUUGACUGGAAGCCGGAUGAGCUAAACUGUCAGUUUAAUGUGACUGGAGAAAAACUGUUGAUUAUACAUUGCAACAUUACGGAAUCGUACCCCUCCACACCUCCAAUCUGGUUUGUGGACUCUGAUGACCCAAGCCUAACACAAGUGUUGGAGCGCCUGGAGGAUGUCAGAAAGGGCAGCACCCUGCUCCUGCAACAGCUAAAGCGGCUCAUCUGUGACCUCUGUCGGCUGUACAACCUGCCCCAGCACCCAGAUGUAGAGAUGCUGGACCAGCCCCUCCCUGCCGGCCCUGUAGGACAAGACCGAAAGCAUGGGGUCACAGACGAGGUCACGUCGGAAGAGGAGGAAGAAGAGGAAAUGGGAGAGGACAUUGAAGACCUGGACCACUAUGAGAUGAAAGAGGAGGAGCCAGUGGAUGGGAAGAAGUCUGAGGAUGACGGCAUCGAGAAGGAGAACCUGGCCAUCCUGGAGAAGAUCCGCAAGAACCAGAGGCAGGACCACUUGAACGUAAGUGCUCAUUCGGGUGCGGUAUCUGGUUCAGUGCAGGCCUCAGACCGCCUCAUGAAGGAGCUCCGGGAGAUAUACCGGUCCCAGAGUUACAAGAUGGGUAUCUAUUCAGUGGAGCUGGUCAAUGACAGCCUGUAUGAAUGGCACGUCAAGCUGAGGACCGUAGAUCCAGAUAGUCCUCUACACAGUGACCUGCAGGUUUUAAAGGAAAAGGAGGGAAUGGAUUACAUUCUGCUCAACUUCUCAUAUAAAGAUAAUUUCCCCUUUGAUCCACCAUUUGUACGGGUGGCUUCUCCUGUGCUGUCUGGAGGUUAUGUUCUUGGAGGGGGUGCCCUGUGCAUGGAGCUUCUCACAAAACAGGGCUGGAGCAGUGCCUAUUCCAUAGAGUCUGUAAUCAUGCAGAUCAAUGCCACUUUAGUCAAGGGAAAAGCCAGAGUGCAGUUUGGAGCCAAUAAGAACCUAUACAAUCUUGCCAGAGCACAGCAGUCAUACAAAUCCCUGGUCCAGAUCCAUGAAAAGAACGGCUGGUACACUCCCCCUAAGGAGGAUGGGUAAGAGGACCGUUGCCAUGCCUCCACUGGGACCACAUGUCAUGGGAGCAACCCCCCCCCCCACUUUUCUUUUCCCUCUCUAACUGGAGUUGUUUUCAUUGGGAGUUUGAUCCCCAUUCUGUUACCAUGAGAACCAACCAACCAAUGGUUAAAACCCCUCACUGACCAACCACCUUAUCCACUUCGCAAUAGGGGAUCCACCCUCUCGCUAUUUAUCUUUCUCUCACUUGUGCAAUCGCUCCCUCUGUUUUCUUCUGUUACAAUCUCACCCCUAAUCCCCUGAGCAUUGAAUUAGCUCCAUAUCUUGUGCAACUCCCUUAAAUCCUACUCUGGGCAAGCAAAGAAUAGCUUACUUACUGCCUGUGAUUUCGGGUCAAGGUUGAGGCAUGGCUUUUGCUAGUGACUGAAGCUGUCCAUCAGUCGCAUGACGGGCUGAGAUUCUCCGGCCACAGACUGAAACAGAGAAUGACAGGUGACAUUCCCCUUGUGACAGUGGAGGCUGGGAUGGACAAUGAAAUGCUGGUAGUGGGGAUGAGCAUCACCUCACUCCCCAUGGAUGGCCUCUGUCAUAUCUGUGCUUGUGUAUCUGUAUAUUGCCAAGAUUCCUCCUGGAAUAACAUGUCCUCCUAAAGCUAGCUUCCUUAAAAAACGGCAGGUCUACAAAAGCCAAAGGCCCUGAAUGGAGAGAGGAGAGCUAUAGACGCCUGACCAAGGUGUGACUGAGACGGCUUAAUGGAGGAUAUCCUGUUGAGCACAAGAGGUGGAGGCCGCCUCCACCCAGCCCAAUCUCCUCUCAGGCUGCUUUUGGAAAUAUGACCGGGCUUAGCAAAGGCAGGUUGGAUUUAAUCACUGUAAUGUAGUUGAAUAUAACUCCAUGUAAAACUUGUAGAGUUGUAUUUCUGAGAAUUGAUUUAAUUGUUUUUAACGUAACCUUGUGUGGGUUUUGGGGUUCGGGCGGGUGGAGACUGCGUUAGUAUACCCCUGGCUAUAGCAGGGGCAUCAAUUUCUCAAGGUGUAUUUCAGACGUAGGAUAACAAAGCAUUUGCUUCAUGGAUACUCUUGCAGAAGUUAAAAGGAAUACCUUUUAAACCAUGUUUUUAUGUAAGCAUAAUGACUACUAUUGUUUUGUUUUCCUGUAUAAAUUGAAAUACUUUUGUUAGUGGUUUCAUAUGUUCAAAAGUGACACACCAUUCCUUUUACUCAAUGACACAGUGGUGGUUUUUGGCCUUUGCUAAUUUCCCCGGUGACCCAAACUUGAUGAACCUUUCAGUAAGGCUAUGCACACACAAUUUCAAAACGGCUCAGUGCAGUCCCCUGCUUAAUUUGAAUCCAUCGUCUUAACUAGCUUGUUCACACUCCCACAUCGCCCAUCCAUGCCUAAUGGCUGCAGUGGACUUCUUCAUUCCACAUGCUCAAUAAUAAAAUAUUUGUUGAUUUAAAAAAAUAUAUUUUCAGGUCUGACUGUAAGGUGUGUAGUAAUGCCUUCAACAAAGACUGAGCCCCACUCAUUUCCAUCCUUUGCCUCCCCUCUCUGGUACCUUGUUUUCUGAUUAUUCACUUAUGACCUGACCUCAUGAUCUUGGUUGUCAGUGAUGGAAGGAAGUUUUUCAGAGGAACCCCUAACUCAUGACCAUCCUCAGCACUGUCAAACCUGGAGCAUGCCAAGUCUUAGCUAUAUGAAUAAUAUGCAGAAUAUUGUGUGAAGCAUCUGAUUUAAUGUUAUUACACACAUAUAAUGUUUUUUUGUUUUGUGUGUGGGUAUUAUCCACAUUGUUAGAAGUAUGUUGUCGCAAAAACCAGCAUAGGAACCAGCUUGUUCCUAGUAAAUAUUCCACUUUUUUUUGUUCAACGCUGUAGGUCAGCCCGACACACUAACCUCAUCCAGAACUGUCACCCUUGUGAAAUAUACUAAUAAUGGGUAUAUAAUGUGUAAUUAUGCUCCAUCUACCUUGUAUUUGUUGUAAAGUCAGCCACCCCCCCCACCUGUACAACACAAUGCUUCACGUUCUGUCAAAAUGGUGGCACUGAAGACUCAUUUACAGGUUUAUUACUAUUCACCGAAUAUGGUGACUGACUUUAUUACCAAAUAUGUCUACUACACAUGGAUAACCGUUGUCAUAGUCGUUAGGUAUUGGUACCAAGUGUGCCACAGCUUUCCCACAUGGCUGACCUCAUCGUGAACAUGCCCCGGCUAGAAACUCCCCUGUGUUCUCUGGAGAAGCAAACUCAGGAAUACAUAGCUACUGCACACUUGACUUAGCAAGGGAUUGCUUCACAAAUGUCACGAGAUGCAAAUUAUUAUUUUUUUAAACUAUUGUUUACUUCCAAAUUGGUUUCCCCUCCUAUAAUUACAGUAACCAUUGGCUUGCGCGCUCUCCAUUUGGCUUGUCUCGAUCUUUUUUAAAGUAGUCACUGGUAAGACUGGUAACAGGGUGGAGUGAUGAGGUGGGAGGGACAUGCUUGCUCUUGAUAUAGGCCCCAUAUAUCUCAUUCAAUCCCUCAGAUCAGGUUUGUGAUGCAGAAAGGUGAACCAACGCUUUACCUCACCCAUUUAAGCUCAUUGUCUUGGGUCGUUUCUAAUCUAGGACAUCAUCGUGAUCCUGUACCUCCUGGUUUUGUAGUCUUUUGCAUGUAGAUAUCUCAGAAAUUACUUUCACUCUAGGGACUAGGGUGUGUGUGUGUGGACUGGACAGUUUUGAUUUGUCAGGUUGGAUCAUUUAUAUUAGUUUGCAGAGGUCGGUAGAUGCUGUCUCAGUAAACCCCAUCUCUGGGAACAGAUUAUUUUUUUUAUAGAUUAAUGUAGGACUGACUCUCACCAGAUCAGCUUAGUUCUAAAGGAUACCAAUUGCAAAAAGGCUGUCUCCAACAGUUAUGGGCGUCCCGCCCAUGUGUUAGGAGUAUGAGGUCUAAAACAAAUGGACUACUAUACUAUUCUGUCCACCCCAGAGCAGGACUCCAACUCUUACUGUUUAAAUCCCUGUGCCUUCAGAGCAGACGUCAAAUGGGCUUUUAACUUCGUGGAAGGCCCCAAUGUCUGUUCUAAUGUCAGUCGUGCAGUGAAUUACAGCUCCUCUUAUACAGAUCCAGACCAGUUUUCUGACUAAAAACCCAGUGCGAUGGGAGAUUUUGGUUUGAGACCUGAAACUAAUUAUUGGUUCCUUUUUCUGGCUUCAUUUUGUGAUUGGCGAUUGAGCGGGUUAUAAAGUUAUGCACUGUUAGCAUGCUUUUAUUUUGUUUUUCAUUGCAAGGGUAAUUCUGACCAUGUACAGUAAUUUGUAAACUUGCAUCAAGUUUAUGAAUAAAGAAUUUUAUUAAAUA